AUGACAGAAGCAAACAACCUGAGAGACGCCCGGAGAAGAAGAAGAAUCCUCCAACAAGGAUCCGACCGUCUUGCCUUCAUCCAGGGUCAGAUCCAAACCCUCCCUCCUCCCGAUCUGCCUCACGCCAACGACGAGGAGCAGGAGUAUCCGAAUUCCGUUUUGCAGAAUCACGUUGAUGCCGAAAUUUUGCCUGAAAAACAACACAGUGAAAGUGAGAUUUUAAGUUUCCCCAAUUCUGAAAUUGAACCUGAACAUGUACAAGAAUCACAACCUCUAUUUCAACCUCAACCACCAACAACACAUCAAGAUUCAUCUGAUGAAAUUUCCCAGCUCGAAGAACCUAGAAGUUUCGAUUUCAUAAGCCCUAGGGAUGUGACGAAUGCCGUUGAUGCCUCAAGAGGCUCUGAUGAAAGGUUGAGGAGGAGACGGAACAGCGCCAGUGCCAGCGCCAGCGCUGAUUCUUCUGAUCAAUAUGCACAGCUUGCAAAAACAUUGGAAAUUGGAAUGGUGCUGAAGACUGUGGCUGAUGCUGUCUUCAUGGAUUGUGCUGUCUAUGCUAUUGUGCUCAUAUGCAGCCUUUCCCUUAGACAGAGGGAGGUAUAUGCGGGCUGCAUACAUUUGCUCUACUUGUCAUUCAUAACUUUUUACAAUUGUGGCUGCAGCAAGGGUUCUCUGACUGGACUUGCUCCACUUGAAGCAGUGCUCUUUGAUAUUGACGGAACUCUGUGUGAUUCUGACCCACUUCAUUAUCUUGCUUUCCGUGAGAUGCUCCAACAGAUUGGUUUCAAUGGAGGUAAUCCUAUAACAGAGGAAUUUUUUAUUGACACUGUUGCUGGCAAGCAUAAUAAUGACAUUGCCUUGGCUCUCUUUCCUGGUGAGCUGGAGAGAGGCUUAAAGUUUUUAGAUGAUAAGGAAGCCAUGUUUCGGAGAUUAGCAGCUGAGCAACUGAAGGCUUUAAAUGGCCUUGAUAAAGUGAGAAAAUGGAUUCAAGAUCGUGGGUUGAAACGAGCUGCAGUUACCAAUGCUCCAAGACCAAAUGCAGAACUCGCUCUCUCAAAACUUGGACUCUCAGAUUUCUUUCAAGCUGUUAUUAUUGGUGAUGAAUGUGAACAUCCCAAACCUCAUCCAGAGCCAUACUUGAAAGGCCUUGAAUCUCUAAAAGCAUCUAAAGAUCACACGUUUGUAUUUGAGGAUUCUGUUUCAGGAAUCAAAGCUGGUGUGGCUGCUGGGAUGCCUGUUAUCGGUUUAUCUACCCGAAACCCAGAGCAUUUGCUGAUGGGAGCAAAACCCACCUUUCUGAUUAAAGAUUAUGAUGAUCCAAAAUUGUGGGCAGCUCUCGAAGAACUUGACAAGUCUGGUUCUCAUUAA
Vicia faba (fava bean) is the source of this 1368-nucleotide messenger RNA. The record is from the annotation of a GenBank genome assembly. Lineage: Eukaryota; Viridiplantae; Streptophyta; Magnoliopsida; Fabales; Fabaceae.